UCCCAGACCGUCGCCAAUAGCCCAUUGUGCAGCUCUAGUGCGACGUAAAGUAACAACAACAACAGCAACCUUGUAUAUAAGCAAGCUAAAAGCUGCAAACUGUAAAAAGCUCCAAGGUUAGAAUUCUUUCCCCCGCCAAAUUUUUACUGAAAACUAUUUUAAAAACUACUUGCCUUAACUUUAGAAGACUUUUGCAACUUAAUAUGUGUAAAGAAAAGGUUAAUGAUAUUGUUUUUGAUUUGUAUUUCACUUAAUGUGCUAUUUGGAUUUAGGAGAUUUAUUCAUACUUGGGGACAAGACGUAAUAAAACUAUUAUUCUCAAAUUUAUAUCCAAAACCCUUAUUAAUGUAAAUUACACUCAUAUAAUUGUAAAUCUAUAGAAAGAGCUCUAAGAGGGUUAUUUCCAUGUAGCUCAUAUUCAUAUGAUAUUUCUUGUUAAUACUGAAAACAAAUAUCGAUGGAAUGAUAAAAUAACAUUUUCUUCCUGCUAACAACAAAUAAAAUUUCUGCUGUGCGUGCCUAAAUAAUAAAAAAACGUGCUUUCUAUUCGAUUCAUAUAAUUAAUAAACUAUUCAUGCCGUGUGUGUUAAAUGCUUCUGGGCAAAAGGAGAUAUGAUUAUUGAAGGCAAUAUCUUUCUGUGUUGACAAUAACAUUCUUUGUUGUGGCAGAGUGUCUGGGCAAAGUGUGACACAUAGUUGUAAUGAUGUUCUAAGAGAAAAAUAUUUUCAUAGAAAUUUCUUUGCUUAAAAGUUUCCAAGUGUAGUUAAUGAUUGUUCUACAUAUAAAGUCCUAUGCAAUAAGAAGUAAUUUCAUGUUUUGUGUUCAUAAUAUAGGAAUAAUUUAUUUAAGAAAGCAUGAGGAAUGGAACUAAUUUGCAGUAAUCUAACUAACACGUUCGGCGAACUUUUCCAUGUAGUGCAUUAUUAAAAAGUUGUAAAUUGAUUGCAAUUGCAGUUGAUUAAACUGUCGCUUACAUUUAUAAAGCACAUGUGAUUUGAUAUUUAUAUACAAGUAAUUGAGAUUGUGAUUUUCUUGUUAACACUGAGAAAAUAUUUUUUAUUUGCAGUUUGUGCAAUUUAAAAUUGUUGGAUAAAAUUAAACUUUCUUGACCCUCUCAUAUUUAUGUUAAUUUAUAAGAACACGCAUUUAUCGUUUAUGAUGAAACAUUGAUACAAAAUUUAGCAAUUUUUUUUAAAUAUAUAUAUAUAUCUAUAUUUGUAUUGUCAAACCUUUGAAAUCAGUGACAGUUAAAAAAAAAUUAUGUCUGACUUAAAAAUAUAUAUUGUAUCAUAUUUUUGCAAUGUGCAUAUGAAAUAAAUUGUAAAUGAAAUCUAAUUGGAUAAUUUCAUCUUCAUAAUAGUAAAUUGCAUUACUGUUUAUUUUUGUAUGAAGUUUUCCUAAAAACAUUCAUUUUGCAGUGUGUCAUUCAUAGUGUAUUAAAUUUAAAGGAAUUUCCUACAUGAAGAGGUUCAUUGUCUCUGCCGUUUUUUGUGUAAAAAAACAUAAAGUGAAAUAAUUUAAUUUAGUUUUGUAUGUAUGGUAAAAUAGAAAUAUCAAAGCAAAGUUUGUGGGGGAAAAAAUUUGCAUCUGAUUAUAAUUUAAAUUGAUCCUUUCACAGAUGCUCCUAUUAAUAAAUCAUAUUCUUGUUAUAAAGUGAUCAUAUUUCUGCAGUAUUUUAUUUUGCUUAUUUAAAAAAUUUAGUUGAAGUAAGGGAUUUGAUGCUACAUGAUCAGCUUGUAAUAUGUGUUAUUGAAGUGUAUUAAAUGACUUACUUUUGUAGUGAAAAUUAUUUUGAAUUAUUGCCUUCAUUUUAAUUAAUGGUUAAUUAUUUUUCCAUUGUCUAGUUCUAGCUAUUUGUAUCAAACAAGCAAAAGAAGGAGCAAAAAUUUUAUUUUAAAUGGAAAAUUUAUAUUUUUUCUUAUAUUUAUGUAUUUUUAUUUUAAAUCAUUGCAAAAUGGAUAUGUGUCUUCAUUUCUUGCAGCAUAUUUAGGAUUGUUAUUUAAUAGAUCUUACUCAACUACACACAAUUUAUCUACACUUAUGAUUAUUGCUUUAGUAGCACCUUCAAAAGUGUUUUUAUACAAUAUUUUAUGUAGCAUUCUGGUAGUGUAGUGAUUUAUUUUUAAUGCUAACAAAGAGAGACCCAUACUUAAUACAAGUCAUAUAAGCUGGAAUCUUAUUUCUUGCAUUUUGUGUAAUUAGAAUUUUCUUCAAAUUAUUCACAUUUGCCUUCACACUGUUAAGAAACCUUUUUUGUGCAGUAUGAGUAAAUAAAAUUUUUCACAGAAAAGUAAACAUAUACUGUAAAAGUGUUUUUCAACCUGUAAGAUAACCUUAUUCUUGUAAUAUAUAUGUAACUAAAUUUUUUCAAAAAGAAGUAAUCUCACUAAAAACUGCACAUUUCAUAUUGGUUAGAAAUCCUCUUGUAGCAUAAAAAGAGUACAAUAAGAGUUUUUCACAGAGAUAUCUUACUAAGUACAAUUGUAUAAAUAUGGGUGAGAAGCCUUAUUCUUGUAGUAUAUGUAAUAAGAGUUUUUCACGUAGAAAUCAAUUGACUGUACAUUAUCGUGUUCAUACAGGUGAGAAGCCUUAUUCUUGUAGUAUAUGUAAUAAGAGUUUUUCAUGUAGAAGUCAAUUGACUGUACAUUAUCGUGUUCAUACAGGUGAGAAGCCUUAUUCUUGUAGUAUAUGUAAUAAGAGUUUUUCACAAAGAGGUCAACUGACUGAACACGCUUGUAUUCAUACUGGUGAGAAGCCCUAUUCUUGUAGUAUAUGUAAUAAGAGUUUUUCACGUAGAAGUCUACUGACUGAACAUUAUCGUGUUCAUACAGGUGAGAAGCCUUAUUCUUGUAGUAAAUGUAAUAAGAAAUUUUCAUCCAGAUCUAAAUUGACUAAACAUAGUAGUGUUCAUACUAGUGAGAAACCUUAUUCUUGUAGCAUAUGUAAUAAAAGUUUUUCACAAAGACGUCUACUGACUAUACACAGUCGUGUUCAUACCAGUGAGAAGCCUUAUUCUUGUAGUAUAUGUUCUAAGAGAUUUUCAUUUAAAUGUAAUUUGACUCGACAUAGUCGUGUUCAUACUGGUGAGAAACCUUAUUCUUGUAGUAAAUGUAAUAAGAAAUUUUCAAGUAGAGCUUAUUUGACGCUACAUAAUUGUGUUCAUACCAGUGAGAAACCUUAUUCUUGUAGUAUAUGCAAUAAGAGUUUUGCACAAAAAGAUCUACUGACUGAACACAGUCACGUUCAUACAAGUAAGAACCCUUAUUCUUGUAGUAUAUGUUCUAAGAGAUUUUCAUUAAAAUGUAAUUUGACUCGACAUAGUCGUGUUCAUACUGGUGAGAAACCUUAUUCUUGUAGUAAAUGUGAUAAGAAAUUUUCAAGUAGAGCUUAUUUGACGCUACAUAAUCGUGUUCAUACUGGUGAGAAACCAUAUUCUUGUAGUGUAUGUAAUAAGAGUUUUACAUCAAGAAGUCAAUUGACAGCACACAGUCGUGUUCAUACAAGUGAGAAGCCAUGUUCUUGUAGUAUAUGUUAUAAGAGAUUUUCAACAAAAGGUGAAUUGACUGUACAUUGUCGUGUUCAUACAGAUGAGAAGCCUUAUUCUUGUAAUAUAUGUAAUAAGAGAUUUUCAGAUAGAAGUAAUUUGACUCGACAUAGUCGUCAUCAUACCGGUGGGAAACCUUAUUCUUGUAGUUUAUGUAGUAAGAGUUUUUCUCGAAGCGAUAGUCUAUUGAAGCACAUUCGAGUUCAUACUGGUGAGAAACCUUAUUCUUGUAGUAUAUGUAAUAAGAGUUUUUCUCGUAGAGAGAGUCUAUAUCCGCACAUUCGAGUUCAUACCGGGGAGAAACCUUAUUCUUGUAGUAUAUGUAAUAAGAGUUUUUCACAAAAAGAUCAACUGACUAGACACAAUCGUGUUCAUGCUGGUGAGAAACCUUAUUCUUGUAGUAAAUGUAAUUCAAGAUUUUCAAGUAAAGCUUAUUUGACGCUUCAUAGUAGAGUUCAUAUCGGUGAGAAACCUUAUUCUUGUAGUAUAUGUAAUAAGAGUUUUGCUCAGAGGUAUAAACUGACUGAACACUGCCGUGUUCAUACAAGCGAGAAGCCUUAUUCUUGUAGUAUAUGUCAUAAAAGAUUUUCAAUAAAGUGUAAUUUGACUCGACAUAGUCGCGUUCAUACAGAUGAGAAGCCUUAUUCUUGUAAUAUAUGUGAUAAGAGAUUUUCAGAUAGGGGUAAUUUGCCUCGACAUAGUCGUCUUCAUACUGGUGAGAAACCUUAUUCUUGUAGUAUAUGUAAUAAGAGUUUUUCACAGAGACAUCAACUGACUAGACACAGUCAUGUUCAUACUGGGGAAUAAACCUUAUUCUUGUAGUAUAUGUUAACAGAGUUUUUCACAAAUAGUUCUAUUAAAUAAGCACAUUUGUGUUCAUACUGCUGAAAAAUCUUUUUCGUGUAAUAUAUGUAAUAAGACUUUUUCAAGAAAGGAUUACCGAACUCGUCAUAUUCAUGUUCACACUGUUAAGAAGCUGUUGCAUGCAAAAAAAAAAAAAAAAUUUUUUUUUUACUUAAAGAGCAUUUAACUCAUCAUAGUUUUAUUCAUGCUGGUUAAAAACUGCAUUUUUAUAAUAUGUUUCAAAAGAGUUUUUUUUUUCUUCAAAAGACUGACUUUGAUGUUUGUGUUUGAACUGGUGAGAAACUUUUUUGAUGUACCAUAAUGUAAUAAGAGUUUUUCUCUGAAAUGUCAUCUGACUAAAUACAGUGUUGUUCCUACUAGCAACACAGCAUAUCUUUGAAGUAUGUUAUGAAGUAGUUUUUUCUAAAUAAUAGUGAUCUGAAUAUUUACACUCGUGUUCAUACUGGUUGAGAAACCAUAUUCUUGUAUCACCUCUAAUUAGAUAAGUCUAUCUUAACUAGAGCUAAUCGAACUAAUCAUUGUUUUGUUGAUCCUGCUGAAAAACAUAAUUCUUGUCGCACAUGUCAAAAGAAUCACAUUCUGAUCAUACUGGUGCAUUUAUUUUUGCGGCAUAUGUAAAAAGUGACUGGCUGAAUAUAGACCAUUUCUAACUGAGGAAAGAUUUUCUUGCUUCCAUUAUAAGUAAAAAAUUUCACAGAAGUGUCAUUAGACUUAACACAAUUUAAUGAAUCUGAAGUGUUUUUUAUUUAGUAUUUUAUAAUGCAGUUUUUAUUGUAUUUUUUUAUUUUUAUACUUAUAUAAUGCAUGUAAAAUAAGCUCCAGUAUUGAAAAGUUGUGGAUUAAAAUGCAUUCUUGUAAACACAUCUUAGUAGAAGUUGUAACCUUGGUUACUGGUUAUAAAUUGUUUUUUAUUCUCUCAGCAUUAAAAUCCUGAGUUGUAGGUGAUAUUUUUAAUAAUACAGUAGGGAACCGAUUAUCCGGGACCAUCGCUAUUCCGGAUAACUGAUAUUUCCGAUUUUCUGAAUCACUAUAAAAAGCCGUUUUUUAUUGUUAAACCCAAGUAAAAAAUAUAUAUAUAUAUAUUUGGAAAUAAUCUUAAAAA
This is a messenger RNA of Parasteatoda tepidariorum (common house spider), 5511 nucleotides long. RefSeq lists its product as uncharacterized. Lineage: Eukaryota; Metazoa; Arthropoda; Arachnida; Araneae; Theridiidae. The record is from RefSeq and is a predicted model, not a curated record.